Molecule: messenger RNA, 354 nt
Organism: Drosophila teissieri
Lineage: Eukaryota; Metazoa; Arthropoda; Insecta; Diptera; Drosophilidae
Exons: 1
Coding region: 1-354 (117 amino acids)
Source: RefSeq, a predicted model, not a curated record
AUGAACUACUCCGCGCUGAAUUGCAUUCUAAUUGCUAUACCCAUCCUGCUGCUUUUAAUGGAUACCUGUGAAGCCAAGCCGUGGUGGCCCACUAACGAAGCGGGCUACGAUGCCAGUCUGGACCCCAUAGCCUGGUCAAGAUCAUUUGUGCCGGAUCAAGUGCGGAAAACCCGCUACAAUGUCAUCCCAGAACCGAGAAGCAAACAUCGCCAUCGCCAGUCCUCCAAGCUCUGGUACCAGAAACCUGUAUCUACGUAUCCCAAACAUAUCGUCAAUGCGAAAUACUACAAGAGAUAUCUGAGACGAAGACAAAAACUGGCAGCACGUGAGCGUUACGCACACUGGAGGCAAUAG